CUGUUGCUGUGCGGUUUGAGAUGCUAAGGGCUAAGCUAACCGAAUAAACGGCUUUUUAAUGAAGCCAGCGUCUUCGACCAACGCCUGUUUUGUAUUUUGUGUAUUUAUUUAUUUAUUAUUUUUGCAGAAACAGGACUAGCCACGCCUAAAAAGCGCAGACAGUCGCCUCAGGAGAUAUUUCUAAAUGCAGCGCUGGCUAAAGCAGAGCUCUCUUAGGGCAGGACGGCUAGCAUGACAUAACAGCUUAACGUUCGUGUUGGCAGCCCGCUGUUUUGUCCUCUCAGCCUCUGAGCUGCCUCUCUAACAGCAGCUAAACUAGCGAAAAUCUUUAUUUCUCCAGCUCUGCAGUCCUGCUCCUCCAACAGCAUCAGCAUGAGGAGAGCUGUCCUGUCCGGAUGAAGGCUGGGAGGGUGAAACUGGUGAAACUGGAAAGCUAAGGAGGAUCUCUCUCCUCUUCUGUUGGGGAUGCAAGCUCUGAAGGAGACUCUCUUCUACUCAAACUUCAGGCCAGGUUUGGAGGUAGAGGCUGACGAUGACCGGGAGCUGCUGGUUCAGGAACAGAAGUCUUGUCGAGCUCGCGCCCGCAAAUUCUCCUCAGAGACAAACCGGCGGAGAAGGGCGCUCGAGGAGAGGAGGAGGCAGUGGGAUGUUCAGGAGCAGAGACUGAGGGAGAAAAUUCUGCAGCAGCGUAAGCAGAGGGUGCAGGAUGCUACAGAGCGCUUUCAGAGAGCACACCUCCCUCUGUCCCAAAGAAGGAGGCCAGUCUCUGGUAAAAGAGCACCUAACUUAGAGGAAGCACUCAGUCAUAUUCAUGGGACUCUUCACUCUCCAUUUUUAUCCAGUGCCUCUGCCAUCAACAGGAGCUGCACUCCCUCCCCUAAGCCUCCAGGGGGCUCCAGUGGUCCUCGCAGCCUGCGGGCGGUCUCUGCAGCCGAAGCCUAUGCCAAGCUCAUGCAGGAGAGAAGCCUGAGUGACUUCAAAAGCAACCAGCUGCUCUUCUUCAACCAGCUGCAGGAGUCAGAGGACCAACAGCAGGGCUGCCCACAGGACCCCCAAGACACCCCACCUAGCUGUUCAGAAAGCCUGUCUAGCCUGGACAGCCUGGAGAAUGAGGUUCCUCAGCAGGGUCAUGACAACAGCCCUGCCUGCUCCAGCUCCUUUCUGGAUCCUCUAGAGGUCAAGGAUUUCACAAGACCACGGCAACCAAACCACCUAUGUCCAUCGUCUGACCAUGGUCCACCAAAGAGCUUCCUGGAGGAGGUAUUAAGUCAGCAGGGCAGCCCCAGUUCCAGCUCCCCAUCACUUUCACCCAGGGAGGAUGGUGAGUCAGCAGAUGAAGACCAAAAUCUCUGGGAUCUCACACAAGCAGCGCAGCAGUGCAAUCUGACCGACCAAUCAGAAGGCUAUCAGAAGGUAGACACCCAGUCUACUCCCAGCUGCCAAAAUGUGCAAGCUCAGCAGGACCUAGCAGCUUGUUCAGGACAUAUGGCUAACUGUUUUGACAGCACUGCUCCAGGGAACAUUUCGAGAGACAGAGGCAUCGUAGUUGCCCACUGCAAAACAUGCACUGUGCCGAGUCUGACUCAGGAGCCCAAGUUGCAGGGAAAAACGCUGGAGGAGAAAUAUGCUAAAUGUCCAUCAGAGACACGGGCUGCUCAGCCAGCUGGGGGAUGCAGACACAGAGACAGUUUUUUCCAGGCUUCAUCCAGCACUGCUGCUGAUCUGAACACAGCUUCUUCUCAUUUUGGCAACGUAGCCUUACAACCAGUAGAAUCAGAGGGUUCUUCUGAGUCCUGUAAGAAGAAACCAGACUCUACAGCCCUCCAGAGGGAAAAUAAACCUGAGAGCUAUGAGGAGAAGUUCAAAAGAGCGGAGGCUUCCAACCUACCAGAUGAAUGCAGUGAUAGAAGAGUGCCUUCCAAGUCUUGCAAAACCGCAGAGGAACCAGACAGGACGUUAACGGAGGGUGCAACCAGCUGUCCUGCCCCUAAAUGUGGUGAUGUGCGGUUCCUCAAAGGAAUACUGAAGAAGAACUCCAAGUAUGUGGUGGGAGAUACCAAAUUCAUUUACACCUCAGGACACUUUGUGUUCCCCAAACAAGUAGCCAUGUCUAUUAGGGACAGUAUGGAGCUGACCAGGACGAAAGCCAGAGAGCCUGAGAGCGACAAGAGCAUGAAAAAGAAACUUCGCUGGUUUGAUGAGGUGAACGACAAUGAGGAGGAGUGUGAGGAGAGACUGAAGAAAGACCUAAGCAAGCAGGCACCAACUAAAGGCAAACCAAGUAAUCCAUCUCAACAGCCUUCUGUGGACCACCAGCAGGAAUUACAUAACUCUGGGUAUAUGAAUGCACCCCCAGGAAUACCAAAGACGUCUGCUGGACCCAGUUCCACCAGACAAGCCUGGGCAGACGCGAGACCCCAGGAGGAACCCACAGAAGAACCCAAGCCACAGAGGUCAGGCGCUCGUGUUGCUGGUUCACAUAUUCCCCGUAGGGUCCGCUCAGCCAGGACCGUUUCGGGCCCCGUAUCGUCACGGGCCAGGAAAGGUACCGUGAUCAGACCUCAGUCCGCUAGUGAGGCGCAGCGGGUUGUCCGAACUCAAGGGAAGGCCAUGGUUCCUCGACCCCCUCCCAGAUCUGAGGUUUUGGAAGCCAACUCAGCUGAGCCCACCAUUUAUAUCACCAAGGCGGCCUAUAGCAACGACUGUCCCAAUAGCAAAGCAGAAAACCCAGACAGCCAGCCUGUCUCUCAGCAUCAUGUGCUCAAAAUUGAUGAAGGUGCUGUACUGGCCCCAGUGCCACCCUCCUAUGCCUACGCAUACGAGACCGUGUCUAAAGGCAUCUAUGCCCUCUGCCAGCCAGAGGCCCAGAUGGGGAGUGCCAGGCGGCCGCUCCAGUGUGGAGAGAACGGCAUCUGCCUGGAUCGCACGCCAACGGACGAGGAGAUCUCACUGCUGUGGCAUGGAGUUCGCAGUGCCUUAGCCAGCAAAGAGGUGGGUGACCCUCGAAGCUUCCUGACUCACAAUGGCUCGUUGUCUGCUUUGCCUCAAGGCCGUGCCAAUUUGUCCCAUGUUACCAUCAACGGUGAUAGCCUGCUCAGUGGCGUCAAAGCUGUCACAAGAAUGGGCGGCUUUUUCCUCUCCCCCUCAAACGCGAGGACUCCAGUGAGAAGACCCACUGUGGAGAGUAAUAUGGUGAAAAACAGAGCGUAUGUGGAUCACGGCAGAGUUCAAGCCGCAGCCGGAGGAGACCGGAAACAACAUUUUCUUUAUCAGGCUACGGUGCCAAUAAGCCUGUACUCAAGCAAAACUGACCAAACAGUGCAUGACGAAGAGGUGAUGAACGGUGAGGGUCAGGUUGCUGUGGAUGUAUCUCAGCUGCAGAGGGCCGGGGUGGUCCUGCAGCAGCAGCGUGGACAGGCGUUUGGCCUUAGUGCUCUCUCUCUUGAGGAACAGAGACUACUGCAGUCCCUCGACAGACUCAACCACCGGCUGCAGUAUGUGCAAGAUAUGACUGCAGGAAACACAGCACUGAAGGGAAUCUUUGCCUUGGACUCUGCGAAUAACCAGUCUCCCCAGACAAGUGAGGUUUUGGGUGCCACCCAGCGCAGGUAUCAGACCGGCUCAGCUGAAAACCGCACCCGCUCUCAUAGGCGUUAUUGACUCCAGCUCCCAGAAUGCACUUCUCUCUCCAGCCUCGCAGCCUUCCAGUCUAUGCUGGAAUUCUCUUUUAAAGAAAUCCUCCAGUGUACUUGAACCUAAUCUCUUUCGCAUCUGCUUUAUACGGUCAAUUACCACAGACAGUAAUUUCUCUGUUAAAGGGCCCCUAUCAUGGAAAACCAGAUUUUCUUGAUUUAGUAUAUAAACAUUUCAAGAUGUACUCCAGUCCAUACAGUCCAUACAUGCAAAUUAAGCUACAAAAACAGACCAUUUAAAAUUCAGUGUUUUUGUGAUGUAAUAAGAAAAAACUCAUUUUGCAUAUAUCCCUUACUUGGUCUACAGCAGUUUAGUUCCACCCUUUCACACUGAACUUAUAAGGAGCUUUUUAGCCCGGACUGCUUUCUAAAUGAGGCAACCAAUCAGAACAAAACUCAUAUACAUAAGUUAGUCUUAAAGGCACAGAAGCGAAAGUGGCCUGUUUAAUUCUAAAGGUGUUUACACACAGCGUGCAGAUUAUUCAUGGGAUUUAAUUAAACAACAAAAAAUUUUGAGCACGUUUGACAAUUGCUUGCACACCAAAUGCAAUUUUUCAAGUGGCGAAAAUGCUACAUUAUUCAAUCCGCCCCUCCGUUAGCCUGUUAUGACCUUUUGUUGGCGUUAUGAACUCACUGGUCAUCAUUGUUGUCUCUGGUGUUGGCAUGGCAACAGCCAAGAUGACAGAUUGUGUCCCAGUUACUGGAACUUUUUCGCACACAUCAAAAGAUUAGAAUCUCCAAAAGCUCAAAUGGGGCUCAAACUAAACAUCCAUUUAAUAUGUGGAAGCAUUCAAAGUUUCAGCUUCUGAAUGAAGCGAUUCAGCUCUCCAUACUAAAUUCACUUUUAUAGAAUGGAAAGUAGCCCAGUUUGCCCGUUCUGCAAGGAGCAAAGGAUAUAUUUUUUUGCACUAUAAGACAUUCCACCCAUUUAUUAUGUGCUUCGUCAUGUGUGGAGGUGCAUCUCCAAAAUCUCUCUCCAUUCUCUUUUUCCAAAAUGAAGCACCCUGCUUAAUGUCACAGCUUGCCCAUUUCAAAGAUAUUCCACCCAUUUGUUUUUUUCACCAUGUGAACAAUGCGCCAAAUUACCCAAAAAGAGUGUCACACCUGUUUAUUCAUGUUGUUUUCAGUGUGUAACAGCCUUAAAGGAUAAAGAAAGAUUGGAAAAUGGUCAUGUAUAAAUGAAUUUUGCCUGUUUUUGAUACAUAAAACAUUAUAAGUGAACCUCAGUGAACAAAAUUAAAGAAAAGACCUUUUAAAGAACCAAAAAAACCUGUCGGUUUGGCUUCUAUUAUAAAUGAGUUUGAGUCAACAGGUUAUUUGUUCUUUUCUAACUACAAGGAAACAUUGAAAUUAAAUCUGUGGUUUCUGACCAUGUGAUACAGAUGUGACCAACAGCCUAUUCCUUUAAACCCUUAAACUUUACUGACAAGCACUUUAUCAUUCUUGCUCUAACAGGCAGACAGUAUUGCUGCACAGCGCAGCUUCUGGACAGCUUUGCUCUGCACUGAAAUGCUUUUUAGACUUUUGUUUAGACUGAAACCCAUAAUCAGACUGCACUAGAGUAGCACUGGCCAUAUAAACCAGCCAUACUUUAAACCAUAUUUAUAUAACAUAAAUGGAUGGUAAAUAAUUAAAUGUUUAGCUUUGCCCCUAAAAUUAGCACAGAUUUUAUUUUUCUAAUUUAAAUGUAUUUCUGUGCAUACAUGCUGCACAGUAACGCAGCGCUGAAGUUGUAUAUUGGAUGUACUUUUGUUUAUGCCAUGUACAGUAAUUAUGCGAAGUAAAAAAAUGUUUCUAAGAAA
This is a messenger RNA of Colossoma macropomum (tambaqui), 5494 nucleotides long. RefSeq names its product centrosomal protein 126 (gene cep126). Gene Ontology annotation, biological process: mitotic spindle organization; non-motile cilium assembly; cytoplasmic microtubule organization. Lineage: Eukaryota; Metazoa; Chordata; Actinopteri; Characiformes; Serrasalmidae. Gene Ontology annotation, cellular component: midbody; centrosome; ciliary base. The record is from RefSeq and is a predicted model, not a curated record.